This is a messenger RNA of Vanessa atalanta (red admiral), 1233 nucleotides long. Its product is annotated as broad-complex core protein isoforms 1/2/3/4/5-like. Gene Ontology annotation, molecular function: protein binding. NCBI's taxonomy places the organism in Eukaryota, Metazoa, Arthropoda, Insecta, Lepidoptera, Nymphalidae. Gene Ontology annotation, biological process: regulation of transcription by RNA polymerase II. The record is from RefSeq and is a predicted model, not a curated record. The transcript has 2 exons. The coding region runs from base 87 to 1040 and encodes 317 amino acids. Gene Ontology annotation, cellular component: nucleus.
UGACUUUUAUUAAUUUUAUUAUUUAGAAUUUAGAUAGGCUUAGGAAGAAAUUCAAUUUUACUUAUUAUAGACCUCAAUGUAAAAGAAUGAAUAACGCACCACAGUUUUCAUUACGUUGGAAUAAUUAUGUUAAUCACGUAACUGAAGCCUUUAAUUCACUCAGAUUUGAAAAUGAUUUAGUCGAUGUGACCUUAUGUUGUGAUGGUGGCAAAAUCCGUGCUCACAAAAUGUUACUAUCUGCUUGUAGUAAUUAUUUUAAACAAAUUUUUAAAGAAAACCCUUGUCAGCAUCCUGUGAUAAUAUUUAGAAACUUCAAAUAUGAGGAUCUCAAUGCUAUCAUAAAUUUUAUGUACCACGGAGAAGUAAAUAUUUUUCAAGAACAAUUAGAGUCUUUUUUAAUAACUGCCGAGCUUCUAGAGGUUAAGGGUUUGACUGAUAAUUCGGAAGAUGAAUCUUCCAAGGGCCAAUUGAAGAUCACCGAAAAUAAUUCAUUAGAUCUAAGUUCUAAAUCAAGCAGACCAACUGAACUACCUGUGCCAACUUCUACGGAUGAACCCAUGAAUCUAGCUACCUUACCAACAAGCAGAGAUGAAAACAUUCCACAAGACAACUCCAUAGUUUCUCAAGAAUCUGAGAUUGAUGUAAUUGAGCCACAACCAGAAACAUCUAAACUUGACACUACAAAUAUAAAGCCCCAGAUAAAAGUAACUACAAAUAUUAACAAUGAAAUGCAAGUUGAUACUCAAAGUACUUCAGCUGAAGACUUAUCUGAUAAAAGUAAUCCAGAAUCAGACCUGGCUAAGUUUAGAUGUCAACUAUGUCCAAAAGGCUUUAAGCAUCCAACUUCCUUGACAUUGCACAAAGACUCGCAUGCCGGGAAAACACAGUGUCCAGUUUGUCACCGGUCAUUUUCACGAUCAUAUGAUAUGAGAAGUCACUUGCAGAGAAUACACCAAGGAAAACAACUAACUAUCAAAGAAAUAAGAUAUAAAAACAAUAGUGAUAGUGUGGCACCUAAGCAGUUCACACAUAAUAUAUAAUAAAAAAAUGUCUGGUAAUUGAGAUUACCAUCUCGCACAGAGUGCACAUUUGUUAUAUUCAAAUAUUAACUAUGUUUAUAGAUUAUACAAUACUAUAUUAUAUUUAUUUACAACAUCUAAAGUCACAAAAAUUGCUCAGUGAUUUAGCCUUGGUUAAUUUUAUACUAGUCUUACAAGAAAUAUUGUUUUAAAU